Molecule: messenger RNA, 1601 nt
Organism: Anopheles maculipalpis
Lineage: Eukaryota; Metazoa; Arthropoda; Insecta; Diptera; Culicidae
Product: retinal dehydrogenase 2-like
Exons: 3
Coding region: 19-1488 (489 amino acids)
Molecular function (GO): aldehyde dehydrogenase (NAD+) activity
Source: RefSeq, a predicted model, not a curated record
GUCCAUUGAUCGUGCAUAAUGGCGAAUCCGAAUCAGGAAAUUAAGUACACUAAGAUCUUCAUCAACAACCAGUUUGUGGAUGCGGCUAGUGGAAAGACCUUUCCCACGGUAAAUCCAUCAACUGGCAAGAAGCUGGCUGAUAUUGCCGAAGGCGAUAAGGCCGAUGUUGAACUGGCAGUGAAAGCGGCAAAGGCUGCAUUCGUACGCACAUCUACCUGGCGACAGAUGGAUGCUUCUGCUAGAGGUGCGCUACUGUGGAAACUGUCCACCCUAAUGGAGCGUGAUGCGAAUGUGCUCGCCUCGUUGGAGUCGCUGGACAAUGGCAAACCCUUCCCGAAUGCAAUGUACGAUGUGCAAGGUUCGAUUAAAACCCUUCGUUACUACGCUGGACUGGCCGACAAGGUCGGAGGUGAUACGAUCCCUUCGGAUGGGCCUCAUUUUACUUACACGCGUAAGGAACCUGUGGGCGUGGUGGGACAAAUUAUCCCAUGGAACUAUCCAUUGGCAAUGUUGUCGUGGAAGUGGGGCCCAGCCCUCGCUGCUGGCUGCACGAUCGUAAUGAAACCAGCCGAACAGACACCGCUGACGGCGCUGUACAUGACGGCACUUUCCAAGGAAGCCGGCUUCCCAGACGGUGUUAUCAAUGUUGUGCCAGGCUAUGGACCAACGGCUGGUGGAGCUAUCAGUUCCCAUCCGGAUAUUCGCAAGGUGGCUUUUACUGGUUCGGUUGAAGUCGGCAAGAUUAUUAUGGCGGCCGCUGCCAGCAGCAAUCUGAAAAAGGUCUCACUUGAACUGGGUGGCAAGAGUCCGCUCGUCAUAUGUGAGGAUGCAAAUGUUGAUCAAGCUGCAAUGAUCGCUUACAUGGCUGUGUUCGAGAACCAGGGCCAGUGCUGCAUCGCAGCCACGCGUACUUUUGUGCACGAAAGCAUCUACGAUCAGUUUGUGCAGAAAGCCGGUGAACUGGCUAAGGGGCGCAAGGUUGGCAACCCGUUCACUGAAGGAACUGUGCAUGGACCUCAGAUCGAUGACACCCAGUACAAAAAGAUCCUUGGCUACAUCGAAGUCGGCCAAAAGGAGGGCGCCAAACUGGUUACCGGUGGCAAGACAGUCGGCAAUGAAGGUUACUUCAUUGAGCCCACGAUUUUUGCCAACGUAACCGAUGACAUGACAAUCGCUAAGGAGGAAAUAUUCGGCCCGGUACAAAGUAUCAUCAAGUACCGAACGCUGGAUGAAGCGAUCGAACGAGCCAAUAACACCUCGUUCGGCCUGGCAGCUGGUAUCGUGACGAAUGACAUCAACAAAGCCCUUACUUUCAGCCACGCAGUGGAAGCUGGCUCCGUUUGGGUGAACACUUACUUGGCCGUGGUAAAUCAGGCGCCAUUCGGUGGCUACAAGCAGUCGGGUAUCGGUCGUGAACUGGGCAAAGACUCGCUGGAAGGUUACCUAGAGACAAAAUCCGUCUCCAUCCGUCUGCCGGCCAAAAUUUAAAAGGGUCUCCCCUUUUGACCGGUUACGGCUAUCGUGAUUUACGGUUGUUUCGUCGUUGGUGUUUCUUCAAAACAAAUACAUCUUCAUCGUUUUGUUGCAUUAUGUUUCAUUCA